AUGGACCAGCCUCUCACUGAACUCGCCGUCAAGCACGGCACGGACAAACAUAGAGAAGGCAAGGUGGCCAUCACUCGCCAGGGCACCACCAUGGAAGUCGGCGGACAUCUAUACGCACCGCACUACGACUUCCACUUUAGGCCCUUCCGGCACCGCGAGAUCAACGUCCUGGAGAUUGGCGUGGGCGGGUUCGAGGACCCUAAAGCCGGUGGCGAAUCGCUGCGCAUGUGGAAGGAGUACUUCCCCAAAGCGCAGAUUGUGAGCCUCGACUACUACGACAAGACGGGGCUGCAAGAGGACCGCAUACGCAUCUAUCGCGGCAGCCAAGACGACCCGGCUCUUCUGAAGAGAAUGCAUGAUGAGUGCGGCGGGUUCGACAUCAUUGUCGACGACGGGAGCCAUCGCUGCGACCACGUCAUUGCCUCGUUCAAGAUCCUGUUCCCGCUGUUGCGGAGCGGUGGCAUCUAUGCUGUGGAGGACCUGGAGACGUCGUACUGGAAGGUCACUGGUGGUUCGAGCACUGACCUGAAUGCGACGACAUCGUCCAUGGGGUUCUUCAAGAGUUUACUCGACGGGCUGAAUCACAAGGAGUUUGAGAUUUCUGGGUACCAGGCGACGUACUUUGAUAAGCAUAUUGUGUCAAUGACCUUUUACCACAACCUGGUUAUUGUAUACAAGGGCGAGAACGACGAAGAAAGCAAUGUGAUGGUGGGCAAUCAAAUGCCAGAGGCGUUGGCAGCUCUGUACCCAAAGUUUGACUGGUUGAACGCGACUUAA
Molecule: messenger RNA, 777 nt
Organism: Colletotrichum paranaense
Lineage: Eukaryota; Fungi; Ascomycota; Sordariomycetes; Glomerellales; Glomerellaceae
Product: hard-surface induced protein 5
Exons: 1
Coding region: 1-777 (258 amino acids)
Source: RefSeq, a predicted model, not a curated record